AUGGAAGGAGAUAAAAGUAGAGCGUUUCUAAAUGAACAGCUCGAAUCCAGAGAUGCGAAAAUAGGGGUGUUGGAGUUGCAAUUGAGCAAAGGAAAGGCCGUAAUAGAAGAAUCUGAGAAAGAAAAAGGAAAACUGAUUUUAGAUUGGAUGCAAAGCAGCUCUGAAUUGGAAGCAUUGAAAGCCGACUUCAACGGCUAUCAAGAGAAUGUCGAGGACAAAUUCUUACAUGCUCAAACAGAGUUGUUGGACCGAAUUGAGAAGUAUGAUGAGUUAAACAAGAAAUACGUGAUGAGAGAAAGUCACCUAGCUGAAUUACAAGAGUUCAGAAGAAAGGGGAAUGAAGAGGAGAUUUCUUUUUUUAUUAUUUUUCCUGUUGAUGAGCUUAUUGAAAAGGCUGAUGGCUUUGCUGGUGUCUUCCCUGAGCAUAAGUAUGAGAUUGUGAAGAGGCUGGAAGCUAGGAAGCAUGUCUGCGGGAUGACUGGAGAUGGAGUAAAGGACGCGCCUGCUCUGAAGAAGGAAGACAUCGGAAUUGCAGUGGCCAAGGCUACUGAUGCAGCCCGUGGUGCAUCCGACAUUGUCCUGACAGAGCCAGGAUUGACUGUGAUAGUGAGUGCUGUGUUAAUAAGCAGAGCCAUUUUCCAGAGAAUGAAGAAUUACACCAUCUAUGCAGUGUCUAUAACCAUCCGUAUUGUGCUGGGUUUUCUGCUCCUUGCUCUAAUUUGGAAAUUUGACUUUUCUCCUUUCAUGGUUUUGAUCAUUGCCAUACUUAAUGAUGGGACAAUCAUGACUAUUUCCAAAGACAGAGUGAAACCAUCUCCACUUCCUGAUUCCUGGAUGCAUAAGGAGAUCUUAGCUACUGGUGUCAUUCUAGGCACCUACUUAGCUUUAAUGACUGUUGUAUUCUUCUGGAAUGUUCACAGUUCUGACUUCUUCUCUGGUAAAUUUGGUGUUAGGUCAAUCAGGAACAACCAUAAUUACCAGCAUGCAUCAGCUGUAUACCUACAAGUGAGUAUUGUGAGUCAGGCACCAUUCAUGGAAUGCAUCCUCCUGAAGGCUCGGAACUCUUCCAUGAUAAGAGCAACUACGGAGAGUAAUCUGAUAUUGCUGAAUAGGCGAAGAUGCGCGCUGAGACUGAGGGAGCUUCACACACUCAAGGGUCAUGUGGAAUCAUUGGUGGAACUCAAGGGACUUGACAUUGAGACAGUUCAACAACACUACACUGUUUGA
Molecule: messenger RNA, 1227 nt
Organism: Populus nigra (black poplar)
Lineage: Eukaryota; Viridiplantae; Streptophyta; Magnoliopsida; Malpighiales; Salicaceae
Product: ATPase 8, plasma membrane-type-like
Exons: 5
Coding region: 1-1227 (408 amino acids)
Biological process (GO): proton transmembrane transport; regulation of intracellular pH
Cellular component (GO): plasma membrane
Molecular function (GO): P-type proton-exporting transporter activity; ATP binding; ATP hydrolysis activity
Source: RefSeq, a predicted model, not a curated record